AUGGCUCAAAUCCUUAGAUUCCAGAGAGCUAACAACUCACCAAGAUUCAUGCCCUGCAGCCAUAGGAAAAGGUUGAACAGCUGUGGGGUAAAUGUAUUUUACCAGGUGCUCCUCCCUGGUAGCAUCCUUCCCCUGGCUGGGGCCCAAGUGACAAACUGCAUUAUUUCUAACAGCGCCUCAGCCACCGCCGUGCAUGGCAGGCUGAGGAAGGUGAACGUCAACUCUGUUCAGCUGAGGGUUAAACCCCAGCUUGAAAGUAAAACAAACAGGACCUAUGAAGAAUUCAAAGUGGUACAAUAUAAAACUCAAGUGGUUGCUGGAACCAAUUACUACAUUAAGGUGCAAGUAGGUGAUAACAGUUACAUUCACAUCAAAGUAUUCAAAAGUCUUCCUGCAGAACAUGAGACUCUGACACUUACUGGUUACCAAGAGGGCAAAAGCAAGGACGAUGAGCUGAGUGGCUUUUAGUAGCAAGUUCCAGAAGUGGUCUGCUAUCUUCUUCUGGCACCUGAUGAAUGAUUCCUGCUCAUAAAUGUAACUAUCAAUAAAGAAGCAUUCCUUAUGAAAUAA
Molecule: messenger RNA, 570 nt
Organism: Manis javanica (Malayan pangolin)
Lineage: Eukaryota; Metazoa; Chordata; Mammalia; Pholidota; Manidae
Source: RefSeq, a predicted model, not a curated record